AUGCUUCUACUAGGAUUUGCACUUUCUUUCACUUUGGUUAAUGCGGCUGCCUAUCAAAGAUUUCCGCUAGACAAAAAUAAUGCUGUGGUCUACCAGUUCCAUACAGCUGACGGCUGGGAGCACGACCCAACUUUACACAACGACGCUCGUGCCAAGACUAUGAUGCAACACAUGAAUCCAAGGGGGAUUUUUACUGCCGUGGUAAUUCCCAAAUCACGUAUGAGCAUCGUCGGUCCGUCACAGGGCACUCAAAGCCCAGAUGAAUACGCUCGCAACAACCCCAGUAAAACGCCAUUCCUUCUUAUGACCGGCGGAUUCUUUGUCGCUAGAUCACAUAAAUAUUUCGACGUGCUGCCCAAUGGUCAACCCGGCAAAGCCCUUCCACCAGGGACGUACCUGGGCUGGCCUGUUGGGCCGACAUCUACUACGCCCAAUUCAUUCAAAAUCGCGAGUCUUUAUAAAGACCAGUACGAAAUGCUGAAAAGCGACGACGGAAAAUCUUUCUUAACUUCAGGGCCAAGUUUAAAAAAACUACAGGUAGAAGAAAACCGCUUCCAGCAUGUCCCCCCUUAUGAUGAAGUCCCGGGAGGCCAGGCGACUGUAAUUAACCCUAACGAAAGACUUGUUUACGUGCAAUUUGGGGCUGAAAAAAUGGUGUUUACCUAUACAUCCCUUCGGACAAGGGCCGUAGGGAUUAACAAAAUGCGCGCUCUUAUUAAUCUUUUCCUGCAAACUUACCUGCACAAAGACAUAUCUGAUGCGACGGUCGCUCUUAACCUCGACGGCGGCAAAAGCGUCAUCCUCGCCUACCAGGAACCUGGCCAGCCGCUGAAACUCCUCGCCCAGGGCUUUCGCAAAGAGGAACAAAUCCCCGGUUUGAGACCCUUUCCUGCAGGAACGUCACGUACAUUUCCUACUAUGGUUAAAAUCGAGCUUGGUGGCCGCGCAAACCCACUGGGGAAAGUAAUGCGCCGCUCCGGGCUCCCGCUUGACCCGGCCAAACAUUGCGGGUCCGGUGCCACCGCUUCUCGGUGUUCUUUUGACCUGCCCUCGGACCACUUUCGCUGCUUCUCGCGUCUAAAAUCACAAUCUGCAAUGCGAGAUGAGACUACGCUGGCGAGGAGUCACGCCGCGGAACCAGAGUGA
This is a messenger RNA of Pyricularia pennisetigena, 1146 nucleotides long. RefSeq lists its product as uncharacterized. The transcript is spliced from 2 exons. The record is from RefSeq and is a predicted model, not a curated record. NCBI's taxonomy places the organism in Eukaryota, Fungi, Ascomycota, Sordariomycetes, Magnaporthales, Pyriculariaceae. Bases 1 to 1146 code for a protein of 381 amino acids.